UUCUCCUAAGGAUUCCCUGUCUUCUUCUUGCCUAUAAAACCCUUGUCUUCAUCUCCUUCACUCCACUUCUCUUCCACUCUCUUCUUCUUCGCUAAUACUCGCCGGGGAGAAAUGCCAUCUGCUACCUAUCUUCUGCGCUUCUCUCCGGCAACUCCUCACCGUCACCGGUGGAUCUCUCUUUCUCAUCCAGAUUUGCAGAAGCCUUUUUCCGGUGUUUGGUCAAUUGCGGCAAGAAAUGAGGUGACUAACUUGGACCUUGUGCUCCGUUCCAGAUGCAAAGUCAUAUCCAAAACUAUCCCUCGAGCAUAUACUGAUCUCUUUCAGAAAGGUCAGCCGGGAUUGGAGAGACAAGAGACUCUCCAAGGUGAUAAAGAAGCAAUUUCCGAGGUUUGCAUUGAAAAUGAGAUAGAGAAGAGAAUACAAUUCAUCAAAUCGAUGUUGGGAUCAAUGGAGGACGGCGAGAUAAGUGUAUCUGCGUACGAUACUGCAUGGGUUGCACUAGUGAAAGAUAUUAAUAAAAAUGGUGUUCCCCAAUUUCCUUCUAGCCUUCAAUGGAUUGUGGAGAAUCAACUCCUUGAUGGAUCUUGGGGUGAUCGUUUUAUAUUCUCUGCUCAUGAUCGGAUACUUAAUACACUAGCCUGUGUUGUCGCAUUGAAGUCAUGGAACAUUUAUCCUGGACUAUGUGAAAAGGGUAUGGCAUUCAUCAGAGAAAACAUGUCCAAGCUUGAAGGUGAAAACGAGGAGCACAUGCCAAUAGGUUUUGAAGUUGCAUUCCCUUCUCUAAUGGAAAUAGCUCAAAUGCAAGAUUUGCAGAUUCCUACUGAUACUCCAUUCAUACAAGAUAUCUAUGCCAAAAGAGAUCUAAAGCUCACUAAGAUACCAAAGGACAUGAUGCAUAUAGUGCCCACAACUCUCCUCCAUAGCUUAGAAGGCAUGGCUGGUUUGGAUUGGGAAAAGCUUCUUAAGCUUCAGUGUGAAGAUGGGUCCUUUUUGUUUUCCCCAUCAUCCACUGCCUAUGGACUGAUGGAAACCAAAGAUGAAAGAUGCUUAACAUAUCUCAAGAAAGUCAUAGAAAAAUUUAAUGGUGGAGUUCCUAAUGUCUAUCCGGUUGAUCUUUUCGAGCAUAUUUGGGUUGUCGAUCGCCUGGAACGCCUCGGCAUUUCUCGAUUUUUCCAAUCAGAAAUUCAAGAUUGCAUCAAUUAUAUUCAUAGAUAUUGGACUGAGGAUGGGAUCUGUUGGGCUAGAAAUUCUAGGGUUCAUGAUAUUGAUGAUACAGCCAUGGGAUUCAGACUUCUAAGGUUACAUGGACAUGAGGUUUCACCAGAUGCAUUUCAGAAUUUUCAGAAGGGUAGUGAGUUCUUCUGCUUUGCAGGACAAUCAAACCAGGCCAUUACCGGAAUAUUUAACCUGUAUAGGGCAUCUCAGGUGUUAUUCCCUGGAGAGAUCAUCCUAGAAGAAGCCAAGACAUUUGCUUCCAAAUUCUUGAGUGAGAAACAAGAAUCUAAUCAGAUUCUUGAUAAAUGGAUUAUAACCAAGGACUUGCCUGGUGAGGUGAGAUACGCGCUGGACAUUCCAUGGUAUGCCAGCUUACCCCGAGUAGAGGCGAGAUUCUACAUCGAACAUUAUGGUGGAGACAACGACGUCUGGAUCGGGAAGACCCUUUACAGGAUGCCUUACGUGAACAAUAACGACUACCUGGAACUUGCCAAGUUAGACUUCAACAACUGCCAGAGGUUACAUCAGCUAGAAUGGACUAGUAUGAAGAAGUGGUACAGAGAGUGCAAUAUUGGAGAACUUGGACUGGGAAGAAGAGAGCUUCUACUUGCGUAUUUUGUGGCGGCGGCGAGCAUAUUUGAGCCGGAGAGGGCAAAUGAGAGGCUGGCAUGGGCGAAAACCGCCGUGCUUAUAGAAGCAGUGAGGUCUUAUAUGGGGUUAGCAACCACUACUGAUGUGAAGAAAGCAUUUCUCAAUGAUUUUAACUACAUCGCCAGCUUUGAUAUCAACGACAACAAUGAUACUAUUAAGAUGAGGGAGGCUGAGUCAAUGACAAUAGGAAAGGAGCUGGUGGAAACCCUUCUCACAACCUUAAACUGUAUCGCAUUGGAGACCUUAGUGGCGCAUCGCAUAGAUGUCCGGCAACACUUACGUUCCGCAUGGAACACUUGGCUGGAGACGUGGUGUCAACAUCAUGAAGUAGAAAGAGAAAAUGAUCAAAAUGCAACUCAUGAGAGAGGACUUGGAGAUGGCGAAGCAGAGUUAUUAGUGGGCAUCAUCAAUUUAUCUGCUGGCCGUAGUCUCUCUGAAGAGCAAUGCUCCCAGCCUCACUAUAGGCUUCUUAUCCACCUUGUUAAUGCUAUUUGUUUUCACCUUCGUCCGCUCCUUGAUUCCAUGGGAAAUUGGAAGAAGGAUAAUAAUAGCAUAGAGAUUAGUGGUCCAGAAGAAGUUGAACCCCUUAUGCAAGAGCUGGUUCAACUUGUUCUUCUCCAUACCCCAGAUGGCAUUGAUCCUGAAAUCAAGAAACCUUUCCUUACAGUCGCCAAGAGCUUCUAUUAUGUUGCCCACUGCAACUUAGCUACCAUCAACAACCAUAUGGCCAAAGUUCUCUUUGAAAGAGUGGCUUGAUUUUUUUUUUUCUUUCUUUCUCUAUUUUUUUUUUCUUAUAUUUGUGAAAAAUUGUGGGCGAUUAUGAAUAAUUCCAUUUAUAUAUUUCCCAUGUUUAAAUCAAAGUUAAAUGAAUGGUAAUGUUAAUGUGAAGCAAUAGAAAAUUCCCUUC
Molecule: messenger RNA, 2773 nt
Organism: Macadamia integrifolia
Lineage: Eukaryota; Viridiplantae; Streptophyta; Magnoliopsida; Proteales; Proteaceae
Product: ent-copalyl diphosphate synthase 1-like
Exons: 14
Coding region: 112-2622 (836 amino acids)
Biological process (GO): gibberellin biosynthetic process
Cellular component (GO): chloroplast
Molecular function (GO): magnesium ion binding; terpene synthase activity
Source: RefSeq, a predicted model, not a curated record